AUCACUGAACUCACUGAAUUGGUGAUGAUGGCAUAUUUAACGAGAGCGGACCAAAAAUAUCUGGAACACCUUGAGAAUGUAUUGAAUCAGCUGAACUCCCUCAUAUUUGGUUUGGAGAAGGGCGAGCGCAAUGCCGUCAAUCUAUCUUGGCUACUCAACCCAAGUCGUCUUCUUAUUUCCUACAUACUUGACUUUGACCCUCCGUAUAAACUUCCUUUCGGAGCCUGCGAUUGGUAUUUCUGGGUAGAAUCAGAAGAUAUUCUUCAAACUUUUGGAUAUAAGUUGGUAAAGCUCGCCAGUGAGAGGAGUAGGACGGAUCCUGAGAAUUCAGAGGCAGCUCCGGAGAUAUUUCAAUCCUUCUUACAGGAGAAGGUUGAGAAUAUCCGAUUAGAGAGUCUAGUUGUACAUGGAGCGGGUUGGGACGAGGAGAAGAAAUGUUUGGUUUGGAACCCAGACCUGGAGACAAGACAAGGAACCAUUGGAACCAUAUUUGGUAGACCGGGAGAUAACAGACGACAGCGGAUUCGGGAUGAUUUUGUAUCCGUCCCUGUUUACUCGUCUCAGCACGAUGGAAUACUUCUCCACGUUCCCCUCCAUAUAGGCCGAACCUCUGAUGCCAGUAGGACCCUGAGUAAAGAGUUCUGGUCCCAAAUACCUCUCUAUGCAACUAUUAAAUAGAGCUUUUAUAUCAAUAUGUACUUUCAAAUAUAUUUUUUUAAAUUUUA
Molecule: messenger RNA, 725 nt
Organism: Eurytemora carolleeae
Lineage: Eukaryota; Metazoa; Arthropoda; Copepoda; Calanoida; Temoridae
Source: RefSeq, a predicted model, not a curated record